ACGCCGCGACACGAGGUUCGCACCACCGGCUCGCAGGCCAUCCUCAGGACCGGAUCCACGUGCCAGUCUUCACCGGCGUCCGUUUCCUUCACCAGACUCUCCAGCUGUGCACAAACAGAUAAAAUGUCUACCUACAAAAAUGAGAGUGAAACAAAAAUAUUAACGUCGCACGAAAUUACUGCAUUAUUUGGAGGAAUGAAAUAUCAAAAUGUUGAAAUGUUUAAUCACGUUCAUGAGGAAACAGAAAAAGGUUAAUAAAGAAUAAAAGGGCGAUUAUAUUUGGGCUGAUCAUGUGAAGCAAGGUGAAUUCGUUAUCCCUUUCGGGGGAAAGAUAGUGGCCAUCGAACAGGUUCGCGUUAAAAUCGUGGACGACGAUGGAAACGAAGUCUACGUAUCGAAUCAGCAGAUCAUCAAGAACAUGCAUGUCAGUUCGAUCAAAGGAGUCGACGACAUGAUCAAUCUUGGCGAUUUGCAGGAGUACGCGAUCCUGAGAAACUUGCACAAACGAUAUAAGGAGAAGCAGAUUUACACGUACACUGGAUCUUUGUUGGUGGCGAUAAAUCCGUACGAAAUGUUGCCGAUAUACACGAACGCGUUGAUUAGGGAGUAUCGCGGUAAAAGAUUGGACGAGCUGCCUCCACACAUUUUCGCAAUUGGGGACAACAGUUAUAACGAUAUGAAGAGAACGAAAACGAAUCAAUGCAUCGUCAUCAGUGGUGAAAGUGGUGCAGGCAAGACGGAAUCGACGAAACUUCUUCUGCAGUAUUUGGCUUCUACCAGCGGUCAACAUUCUUGGAUAGAACAACAAAUAUUGGACGCCAAUCCGAUUAUGGAAGCAUUCGGAAACGCGAAAACCGUACGCAACGAUAAUUCAUCCCGUUUCGGAAAAUAUAUCGACAUCGGUUUCAACCGAGAUGGAGUCAUCGAAGGGGCAAAGAUAGAACAGUAUUUGUUGGAGAAGAGUCGAAUUGUUUCGCAGAACGACGGCGAACGGAAUUACCACAUCUUCUACAGCAUGUUGGCGGGUUUGAGCAAAGAAGAAUUGAAACGACUCGAUUUGACGGAAGCGAAAAACUAUUCGUACUUAACGGGAGGCAGAACGAUAACGUGCGACGGUCGCAACGAAGAACAGGAAUUCAACGACAUCCAAUCUGCCAUGAAGGUCCUCAACUUUACCGAAACCGAAACCUCCAACAUUUACACUUUGCUCGCUGCGAUUUUACAUCUCGGCAAUUUAUCGUUUAAGACCGGCUCGGCCACGAACACGGACAGUUCGGAGGUCGCUGAUGCCGGACUACUGGACAAGAUCGCUAAAUUGUUGGGAACGAACAAAUCCGAUUUGGGGAAGGCUUUGACCACCAAAACUAUCGGAGUCCACGGUGACAGAGUCACGUCACUACUUUCGAAGGAACAGGCUCAAGAGUCCAAGAAUGCAUUCGUCAAGGGAAUCUACGGGAAAAUGUUCGUCAUGAUUGUCGAUAAAAUUAACAAGGCGAUCUCUUUGAAACAGACUCCUUAUAAGAAAAUUGGAGUUUUGGAUAUAUUCGGCUUUGAAAACUUCACCGUCAACAGUUUCGAACAGCUGUGCAUUAAUUAUGCCAACGAGAACUUGCAGCAAUUCUUUGUGCAACAUAUUUUCAAAUUGGAACAAGAAUAUUAUACCAACGAAGGAAUUAAUUGGUCCAGUAUCGAAUUCAUCGACAAUCAAUCGUGUUUGGACAUGAUCGCGAUCAAGUCUUUAAACAUUCUGGCCCUUAUCGAUGAGGAGUCCAAGUUUCCGAACGGCACAGAUUUCUCUUUGUUGAGCAAAUUGCACGGACAACAUUCAAAAAAUCCAAACUACCUGAAGCCCAAGUCAGACGUGACUCCCGCUUUUGGAAUUAAACAUUUUGCCGGUCCAGUUUUCUAUGAUAUUCCAGGCUUUUUGGAGAAGAAUCGCGACUCGUUCAGUCAAGAUUUGAAAACGAUCAUCUCCACAAGUUCAAAUGUAAUGUUGAAACAGAUCUUCGAGAGCGAUUUUAAGGCGGAAUCGAAUAAAAGAAUGGUCACCUUAUCGUUUCAAUUCAAAACGUCCCUGGAUCAGUUGAUGAAGGGAUUGAGCAGUUGUCAUCCAUACUUCGUUAGAUGUAUCAAACCAAACGAAGACAAAAAGCCACAAGUGUUCGAUAGGAACUUGUGUUGUCGACAGCUUCGAUACUCGGGAAUGAUGGAAACGGCGAAAAUCCGUCAGGCCGGCUAUCCGAUCAGGUUUACUUACAAAGAAUUCGUCGAUCGAUUCCGAUAUCUCGCGAAAGGAAUCCAACCGUCGACAAAAGGCGAUACUAAAGAGUCCACCGCAAAAAUAUGCACCCAAGUCUUUCAGGACAAUCAGGAUUAUCAAUUAGGACAUACGAAAAUUUUCCUCAAACAUCAAGACUUGGAGUUUUUGGAAGUGUCACGCACCAAAAUCCUCGACAGAUACGUGUUGGUGUUGCAGAAGUCGAUUCGCGGAUGGCUUUGCAGGAAGAGAUACAAACAAUUGAGGGAAGCCGCGAUUGUUAUGCAGAAAUAUUUCAGGGCCAGGGGAUACAGGAGCAGGUUCUUGAAAAUUCGCAACGGUUUCCAUAGGCUGCAAGCCCUCAUUAGGUCCAGACACCACACUCACGAGUACGGACUUAAAAGAAAUAUCAUUGUCAAGUUGCAGGCCAUUGCUAGAGGCUAUCACGUUAGAAAGAAUUCUGCCUUCGGUCAAAUUUAUAGUAUAGUGGCUCAAAGGAAACUGGAUGAAAUCGAAUUGAAACGAGCCGGAAUUAAAAAUUACAGAGUGGAAGCCGAAAGUGCCAUGCAGAAGAGACUGUUGGAUCUGAACCGUUAUUACGACGCGAAAUUAAAGGCCGAAGAAGAAGAGAGAAAGAACAUGGAGAGUGAAGUGAACGAGUCGUUCAGUUUCUUAUCGCAAUAUCCGUCCUCCCCCAUCGAUCCUUCUUAUGGUAUGCAAUUUCCGCAACAACAACAACAACAACCGCCACAAAAAUCUGAGGCGUCGACAAUGGAACCGGAUCCGGAAUACAAUUUCCGCAAAUACGCCGCAACCUACUUCAAAAAUGUGAGCCACAUGCGCAGCUUGAAACCGUUGAAGGAUUCUCUGCACGAUCUACCAACUCCUGAUGAUGUUCUAGCUUCCCAAGCACUGUUUGUAACCGUGAUGCGUUUUAUGGGCGAAUAUCCCGAGCCAAAACACGAUACGGUGCAAGACGAAGAAGACGACCUGGUUGUAAACAAAGUUCGACAAACGUUGUCUCGCGGUUUCACCAACCGCAAAGAGUUCCAGGAGAUUCUCAAACAGGAAAAGAAAAUGGCGACAAUGAAAGGUCACGACAGGAAGAAGAUAAUCAACAUGACACUAAAAAGAAAGCAUCAACUGUUGGAGGACCUUAGAAGAGGCUUCGUGGAAGAUACGUACGCGAAAGAUUAUUAUAAUCAAUGGUUGAAUCACAAGAGGACGAACAAUUUGGAGAAAAUACAUUUCAUUACCGUUCACGGUAUUUUGAGGCCCGAACUGAGAGAUGAAAUAUACUGUUUAAUCAUGAAACAAUUAACCAACAACAACAUUAAAUCAUCGUACGCUCGCGGCUGGAUGUUGUUGUCUCUCUGUCUCGGCUGUUUCCCUCCGUCGGAACGUUUCCAGCCUUAUCUCCGUAACUAUAUAUAUUCAGGACCUCCGGCGUAUUCGUCCUUCUUAAUCGGACGUCUCGAUAGGACUUUGGAACACGGCGCGAGAUCGCAACCAGCUUCCUACAUGGAACUGCUAAGCUGCAGAGAUAAACAACCGAUAAAAUUAAGCGUGAAACUUCUCGACGGAACCGUUCACGAUGUCGAGGCAGAUUCUGCUUCCACAGCAGAAGAAAUUUGUCAACAGAUCUCCACCGCCAUCCAACUGAGAGACACUUACGGAUUCUCGCUUUACAUUGCCAUUUACGACAAAGUCUCUUCGAUCGGUUUCGGAGAUGAUCACGUUAUGGACGCGGUCUCGCAAUGCGAACAAUACGCGAGAGAAAAAGGCCAUUCGGAGAAGGAGGCGCCCUGGAGAUUGUUCUGGAGAAAGGAGUUCUUUACGCCGUGGCACAAUGCCGCGGAAGAUGAGGUCGCCACAAGCUUGAUCUAUUCCCAGGUUGUGGGUGGCUUAAAAACGGGAGAGUACAGGUGUAACAGUGAAGCCGACGUCGCACUUCUCCUGGCCGUCCAAUGUUACGUGGAGAACGGUCAGUCGUUCACGAAGAAAACCUUACAAACACGAAUAGGAGAGUACAUGCCGUCGUACAUCGUUAAGAAUCCAAACGUCGAAUUGGAUCGGUGGGUCAACAAAAUCUACGAAGCCUUCGUCAAUCUCAAAUGUUACAAGAACAAUCAGAGCGCUUCAAAGGCCAAAGAAAUGGUCGUGAAAUAUGCCAAAGUUACCUGGCCAAUUUUGUUCUCCAUGUUUUACGACGCAGUUCAAACUUCCGGUCCCGAUUUGCCAAAGAAGAAUGUCAUCAUUGCGGUAAAUUGGACCGGAAUUUAUUUCAUCGAUGAUUCCGAACAGAUCCUUAUGGAAUUGUCUUUCGCCGAUGUGACGUUUGUCACUUACGAAAAAAACAAUAAGGAACAAACGCUGUGCAAAAUACAAACGAUUCGCAAAGACGAAUACGUUUUCUUUUCGCCGGACGCGCACAACCUGUGCAAACUCAUUCAGUACACUUUGGAUGGCUUGAAGAAGAGAUCGGUUUAUUGCGUCGCAAUCGAGGACUACAAGCACGCCACGAAUGCCGAAGCGUUCUUGGAAUUCAAGAAGGGCGAUCUGAUUGUUUUGAAGAACGGUUUGGAAGGCAAAAGUUUAAUGGACGCUUCUUACGGGUACGGAGAGUGUAACGGUAAAAUCGGAGACUUCCCGACGGAUAAGGUUUACAUCCUGCCAACCAUGGACAAACCCCAUCAGAGUAUCCUUGCGGCUUACAAAAAAGAAGGCAUUCUCGAGCGCAAACAGAGCCAAUCGUUAUUAAUGAGCACCGCUCAACGUCUGCGUCUUCACACCUUAUCCGCAUACGCUUCCGAACACUUCAGGACGAACCGUAGAAGAACGGCGACCACGAAAGCUUCCAUUUUAACCAACGCCAGGAGAGAUUCCCAGGAAGAAUUGUGGAAGUACACGGGAGAACCGAUCCAUCAGCCGUUGCUGCAAAAGGUUCUCGAGAAUGUGGAGAUGAGCACGAAAGCAGUCAACAUGUUCACCGCCGUUCUAAAAUAUAUGGGAGAUUUGCCGGCACCCAAACCCAAAUAUGCGACCGAAUAUACCGACGAGAUUUUCGGUCCGGCAAUGGAAGAAACGCUCUUGAAAGAUGAACUGUACUGCCAAAUUAUGAGGCAACUGACGUUCAAUAGACUGUCGAUGAGCGAGGAACGAGCUUGGGAAUUGAUGUACCUGAUCACAGGACUGUUUGUGCCAAGCACUGCGCUGCAAGCUGAACUGAUCAAGUUCUUGCAAUCCAGACUGCAUCCUUUAAGUGAGCCGUGUUUGAAGAGAAUCGAGAAAACCAAAAAGAUCGGAACGAGACAAAUGCCGCCGUUCACCAUUGAAGUGGAGGCCAUCCAACAACGCAGUCUGCAAACGUUCCAUCGCAUUUACUUCCCGGACGAUACGGACGAAGCAUUCGAAAUUGAUUCCAUGACUACUUCUCAAGCGUUGUGCAGGUCGAUCGGCUCCCGACUCCAGUUGGAGAAUUUGGAUGGUUUCAGUUUGUUUGUUGUCUUCCCCGACAGAGUGUUUUCAGUACCCAACACUGACUUUUUCUACGAUUACAUGGUUAAGAUCAUGAAAUGGUUGAAAUCAGUUCAACCCAGUUGGAGCAAUGGCCAAGUUACGGCACAGUACCAGUUGUUCUUCAUGAAGAAGCUGUGGGUGAACGCGCAACCUGGCAAGAGUCCCAACGCCGAUCACAUAUUCCAUUACCAUCAGGAACUACCGAAAUACCUUAAAGGUUACCACAAAUGUAGCAAACAGGACGCCAUUCUGUUGGCCGCCUACAUUCUCAGAGCGCGGGAUCUGAAAGAGAGUGACGCGACUUCUUUCCUCAAUCAUAAUCACAAAGAAAUCAUUCCGGCCGACAUUUACAAGGCCGCCACUGCAUCCGAAUGGAAGAAGAGUAUUUUGACGGAGUUAAAGAAAUUGCACAACUUGAGUGCAGACGACGCGAAAACGGCAUUCUUGAAACACAUUUACAACUGGCCUACGUUCGGUUCUACCUUCUUUGAAGUGAAACAGGCGACCGACCCGACUUAUCCCGAAAUUAUUAUUGUCGCCAUCAACAAGAAGGGCGUCAACAUUAUUCAUCCCAUUACUAAGGACAUUUUAGCGACAUACGACUUUGUGGAACUGUUCAGUUGGUCAUCAGGAAACACAUAUUUCCACAUGACUGUUGGAAGUGUUUUGAGGAAGAAGAAAUUAUUGUUCGAAACAUCACAGGGUUAUAAAAUGGACGACUUGAUUACAUCCUAUACUUACUAUUGGAGAGAUGUUUCAAUCAAGGAAAAAGAAACAAAGGGACUAAUUUCUCUCUGAACAUACUAAACUAUAUAUGUAUAAUGAAAUUGUUGGUUGUUUUGGGAUUUAUUUGAAAUAAUGAUGAUUUUAAAUAUAGUUCUAAUCUUGGUUUUUCUUUUA
Messenger RNA from Aethina tumida (small hive beetle), 6676 nucleotides. RefSeq names its product myosin-VIIa-like. The coding region runs from base 419 to 6574 and encodes 2051 amino acids. The record is from RefSeq and is a predicted model, not a curated record. The transcript is spliced from 17 exons. Lineage: Eukaryota; Metazoa; Arthropoda; Insecta; Coleoptera; Nitidulidae. Gene Ontology annotation, cellular component: myosin complex; cytoskeleton. Gene Ontology annotation, molecular function: ATP binding; cytoskeletal motor activity; protein binding.